Messenger RNA from Sporisorium graminicola, 1938 nucleotides. RefSeq lists its product as uncharacterized. Lineage: Eukaryota; Fungi; Basidiomycota; Ustilaginomycetes; Ustilaginales; Ustilaginaceae. The transcript has a single exon. The coding region runs from base 1 to 1938 and encodes 645 amino acids. The record is from RefSeq and is a predicted model, not a curated record.
AUGUCAACUUUCGGCUGGCUGUUGGUGGCCAUCGUCGCUUACCUUACGCACGGCGCAUACCGACGUGUCCAGCUCUCGCGCAAACGAGCAGAGUUCAUACGAGAUCGUAGACGAGCUGCCGGUAUUCCAGACGAUGACAAUCGACCCUUCGCGGAAGCGAGAGCCGAUUCCCUGACACGUAGAAGCCAGCAGAGGCGAGAUGAGGCGUUGUCUACGCCCGUCAAGAAACGCAAGAACAGCCUAGGCCGUUCCAAGUCUCAAAUCAGUAUCGAUCACGACGCUGCAUCGCGGCUGUCAGGUAUUCCUGGUACUCUGCCAGGCUACCUUAAGGGCAGCUUGUUGUCUCAACCUGUACAGCAAAGUCGCUAUAAGCUGUCUCCCGCCAUGACUUCAAAUGACCUGCGCAGCCCCUCUCCCACGAAGCAUCGAAGUGUCGAAAGAAGCUCGUCCCUGAAGACGAUUAAGGGACAAUCGUCUCAGACACCAGCCGACAAUGUUUCAGCGUCGAAGGCAGACCCUAUCAGUGAUGUUCGGAAAAACAGUCCUAGUGCCAGCACCCAGCGCAGUCUCAAGCGCCGCCAAAGUGCUUCGCCAACCAAAGCCGAAGUUGGAGAGCAGGAACAGAACCGCAAGCUCAAUCGAAAAGCGCAAAAGGUCUCCUUUCCCGGGGAUUUCGCCGGUCAAGAAGACCUCACGGAUGAGGAAAUGUCGGACGGGACAGCUGCACCUGCUGAUUCCUUGGACGCAGAUGAAGAAGGCUCGGAGGCAAUGGAUGAAGACGACGCAGACUCGGUCUCUGAAAGUGGUGGCAACAGAUACACAGGGUCAAAUGGUGAUGGUCCACUCCGCGCGCUUCAAUCGGCAGCGCGUGCUACCGCCAAGAAACGCGAGGCGGACGAACUGGAAGAUUCCGAUACCGAAGGGAGUGUCGACACGCUCGAUGACGAUGAGAGCUACCUUCCUCACACGUCCAAGCGAUCGCGCACCGUCAACCAGGAGAUCGAUCCGAAUUCACCUCUUGACUUUGAUAUUGCGGUUCCCGAAGAGGCCAUGGUGGACUUUGACCCUGUGCACGAUAACAACUCGAGCUCAUCGACCAAGGACAAGAGCUCUGGAACACAACACAAGCGCCAAGCUGACACCUCAAACGAUCGACAGCCAGGCGAAGAGUGGACCGACUUUGAAGGUCUGCGGUGGCGCAUCCACCCGGAGACGCACGAUCUGCAGCGUUGGAGCGAUGUGCUCGAGUGGCGAUCCAAGUACCACAUGCCGCGCGACUCGCUACAUCCCAUGGCAAAGGAGUCACACCAAGUCGUGGUUCACAAGUGGCUCACCAGGGAGAAGUGGGAGGAGGCCAAGGCUAAGAAGCUUCUAUCAUUUCAAGAGCCGGAGCGCCUGGCAGAAAAGGAGAAAUUGGACAAGGAGGAAGCGGAAAAGAUGCGACGCAAGCAGGAGCUGCUGGCGAAGAUUCGACAAACUUCGUCACCCAACAAACGCAUCUCAUCGUAUCUCGCUCAGCGGCAGCUGCAGCACAAGCUGUCGCGCGGCGACAUGAGCGGCGACGUCUCAAUGAACACGUUCACCACGAAUGACGCGGAUGGCGACGUGGACAGCAUGUCGAUUGACUCGAUGUCGAUUCUCAGUGGUGGUGGUGAUGGAACCACGCCUAGUAAGCCGAGGUCACGGAGGAUAUCGUUGCAGAGCAGAAUGACACCCUUGAGAGGGGCUGCUGAUACGUCGACCGGAUCCGCACGGGUCGGCCGGGAAAGCGGGUCGACGUCGGGAGCCUCGUCGCCGUCAGAAAGCCCGAAUCGUCGAAGGGGCAGCCCAUUGGCAUCGCCAUACCGGUCCAUCGCCUAUCCCAAAUCGAAAAAGGGCACCAAUGCUACCUCGUCGCCAUUGGUUACGACGGCGUUCCCUCCUCCUUCGACAUCAUAA